Messenger RNA from Vigna radiata var. radiata (mung bean), 1507 nucleotides. Its product is annotated as RNA pseudouridine synthase 7. The coding region runs from base 112 to 1284 and encodes 390 amino acids. Gene Ontology annotation, biological process: pseudouridine synthesis. NCBI's taxonomy places the organism in Eukaryota, Viridiplantae, Streptophyta, Magnoliopsida, Fabales, Fabaceae. The record is from RefSeq and is a predicted model, not a curated record. Gene Ontology annotation, molecular function: pseudouridine synthase activity; RNA binding. The transcript has 12 exons.
CCACAAGUCAAAGAUGUCGUUUAAUAUAUCGGCCGCAGCGACGUAGUGAACACUGUCGUUUUGGCAGCCAAAUUGCAAUCUUCUUCUCUCUACGUACAGCGAAGAGGUUAGAUGAAGAGAAAGAGAGGAGGCGAGGAGGAGGGCAUGGAUAUCGUGUGGCAGACUCCAGCGAAUCCCCCGCACCCGCACGAUUACGUCUUUCGAAACGGAAUACGAUUCGUUAGACCAUACUACUUUGAAUUCAUCGCUCAUGUUAAAAAUCGGUGGGCGGGGAAAACCAUUGUAGACUUAUUUGCUGAGGAGUUUAAAGGUCGGCCUUAUGAUUAUUAUGUUAGUGCAGUGAAAUGUGGAAGGAUUCAAGUAGAUGGUGAGAUUGUAUCAGUUUCAUACGUAGUUAAACCGUCUCAAAAGAUAAGCCAUUUCUUACACAGGCAUGAACCACCUGUGAUGGCUUGUGAUGUUGUUAUUCUUCAAAAAGAACCAGAUGUGCUAACUAUUUGUAAGCCAGCAUCUGUUCCUCUGUUACGUAGGUACACCCAUGCGGUCAAUAUCGGAAGAACACUGUUGUUGGCAUUCUUCAAGCUGAGCAUGGCCUGGCACCUCUAUUUCGUAUCCAAAAAUGCAUUCUGGAGAAGAGAUAAAUGGCUUCUUAUUUUGGCGAGAAAUGCUGCAAAAGCUGACAUCUUUAGGCAACAGAUAGAAGCUGGUUUAGUCCACAAACAGUAUAUAGCAAAAGUAGUUGGAGAAUUUCCUGAGAAUGAGCUAAUUGUUGAUGCCAAUAUUGACUAUAAUGCACGUGAAGGAAGGAGCACAGCGGAGGUCAGAGACUCCCCAAAGGGGAAGGCUGCCUCUACAAAGUUUACUCGGAUUAGUACUAAUGGAACUCAAAGUAUUGUUUUAUGUGAACCUAUCACUGGCCGUACUCAUCAGAUACGUGUUCAUUUACAGUAUUCAGGGCACCCGAUAGCCAAUGACAUGCUGUACCUCUCAGAACAAACUGUUGAUCGAUCUGUCAAAGGGUGGAGUGCUGAUAGAUCAGCUCGCAUAUCUAAUGUUUCUCUGACAUCAGAUCUUGAUGAAGUGCUCAAUGCAUGCGAAGAAAAUUCCAAUGAAGAUUUUAGCAUUGAUCCCAUGUGUACAAAUUGUCCAAAUUUGGCACCCAAAGGCUCUUAUAAUUGCAGAUAUGAUGGUGAUGAAGAUGCUCUAUGGCUACAUUGUAUUCGCUACACGGGGCCUGGAUGGACAUACGAGUGUCCAUAUCCUGAUUGGGCUAAACUUGUCUAGACAAUUUGAUAUAUUUUUCAUCGUAAAUUUCAAACAAAUAUGCAACGACUGUUUGAGUUUUCAUCUGAGUUGUGCUGGUUACUGAAAAACUGUUUAAUCUUUUGCUAGUAUUCAGGGACACUGGAUUGGAAUGAUCAAUUAUUGUUACAAUUGAUUUUUUGUCGUUGGAAAAUCAGUAGAUUAUUCUAUUUUAAAAUGAUUAAAUGUUUUUUUAUAGUCUAUA